Molecule: messenger RNA, 2183 nt
Organism: Perca flavescens (yellow perch)
Lineage: Eukaryota; Metazoa; Chordata; Actinopteri; Perciformes; Percidae
Product: serine/threonine-protein kinase NIM1
Exons: 4
Coding region: 335-1558 (407 amino acids)
Biological process (GO): protein phosphorylation; microtubule cytoskeleton organization; intracellular signal transduction
Cellular component (GO): cytoplasm
Molecular function (GO): tau-protein kinase activity; ATP binding
Source: RefSeq, a predicted model, not a curated record
UGCCUAGCUUUGCAGCAUUUGUGAGUCCUGCUUGUUUGUUUAAACUUUUUUUUCCUGAUUCUUGGAGAAACAUAAACCAACUGCCCCAAAAACUUAACCUUCGUUGGAUUUGUUUGCCUGAUUUCCUGGUUUUGACCCUUGCCUGCCUUGAACAAAGUAAAGCUGAACUUUCCUGUUACAUUGAUUGCUUUUGUUUCGUGCUUUGAGGUUCUAGUCCGCCACUUAUUCAGCCAUCAAAGCACGCCUAUGGCCAAAGCCAAAAGUGAGCAAAAAAUCCAAAGACAAGGCUCCAGUGGUGGAAACGACAGCCAAGAAGCCCCCGGCCUCCUCCGCCAUGUGUGCCAUCCCACAGCUGAGCGAAGCAGAGAGAAUUAGGCAGUCACCGUUUGAGAGGGUCGUCUAUGACAUGACCAACAACGAGAGGAUCGUGAACGACCUGAUGCUCGGUCGAAGAGUUGGCUUCUACGAGCUCCGUGGAGAGGUUGGGCAGGGAAAUUUCUCCAAAGUCAGGUUGGGCAUCCAUGCCUUGACGAAAGAGAGAGUCGCUAUUAAAAUUAUAGACAAGCCACGCGUGGAUAAGAGGAGCCAGCCGAUGAUUUCCUCAGAGAUCAGCUGCAUGGAGAAGCUGUGCCACCCCAACAUAGUACGACUGUAUGAGGUGAUGGAGACCAGCAGGAAGCUGUAUCUGGUGAUGGAGUACGGCAGCAGUGGAGACCUGUUCUCCCGAAUCACCACCAGGGGGAAGCUUGACGACCUGGAAACCAAGCUGGUCUUUGCACAAGUCAUUUGUGCUGUUAAACACAUGCAUGACAACAACAUCGUUCACCGAGACCUUAAGGCGGAGAACAUCUUCUACACCACUAACUACUGCAUCAAGGUCGGAGAUUUUGGCUUCAGCACAGAGAGCGGCCCUAAUGAGCUCCUCACCAACUUCUGUGGCUCACCACCAUACGCUGCUCCUGAACUGUUUAAGGAUAAAGGUUACAUUGGACGCUAUUCAGACACCUGGGCUUUAGGUAUUCUCUUGUACUUCAUGGUGACGGCCACUAUGCCCUUUUAUGGGGACAAACUGGGAAAGCUGAAGCGCUGCAUUCUUCAGGGGGCCUUCAGUAUCCCUCCUUAUGUGCCCGAACCAUGCCAGCUGGUCAUUAAGGGCAUGCUGCGGCCCGUGCCUGUUGAUCGCUCAUCUCUCACAGAGAUUACAAACAGUACUUGGCUGCAGGGGAUUGAGUACCCUCGUCCGUACGUCUUUUUGCCCCUGUCCCCGGCACACUUUGCCCAGGCCAGCCAGGCUCUGAGUGUGGAGGAGCAGGAGGUGAAGAGUUUGCUGUCAGAUCUGGGUAUUGUGACAGUUCAUUUCCAAAACAAUCCCUGCUUAGACUGUAGGAGCCCAUUGACUGGGACCUACCGAAUCCUUCUCCAUCGGGUCCAGAAGAGGAGGUCAGUGGAGGCUGUGGGUUAUUCAAUGCUUCACCCUGGUGAGUACGGGAGUCCAAAGAAGUGGUCCGUAUCACCUGUGAACAAACACAAUCCCUCGGCUGUUUGUGUUGUACUCUAAUGAGAAAUCACUGGACUGGACUUGCUUUAGUUGUGGUACUUUAUCACAUUCACAUGUGUCCACUAGCUCACUAACACUCCUUCAAUCAGUUCAGGCUCCCUAAAGUGAGGUGUCAUGUUACAUGUUGAGAAAUACUCAAGUUGUGUUGUGCAAUACUGAACUGAAAUGGCAAGCAAAUGGAGGUUGAGGUCAAAGUCGGAUGGUUCUUCUGUCCCACAGUGUAAGUCAAUUAUAUCUUACGGACUAGGGCACCUCUUUUAGGUGAUUAGUUAAGACUUUGUGUUCUGAUUAGAACAAAAUCUUACUGACGCACACCAUUCAUCAAUCAUUGUAUGGCUAUCAGCAUCUUCCAAUCCCUUUUAGACAGUGCAUAAAUCUACUGAACUAAUCCAGGGCUACAGAUAAUCCUAAAUCUUAAAAUAGACACUGAGAACAUGCAUGGGUAACAGAAAUUCUUCUUACAAAAUUAGGACCAACUGAGGCCAGAACAAAAGAAAAAAAUGUAAAACCAGUCUGCAGCCAACUUAAAUGUUUGUGUGUGUUUUGAACAACAACUGAUGCCUAAAAUGCCUUCAUUUAAUGUAGAUAUUUAAUUAAAAUGUAAUGUAAUAUUAUGCAAUUUUUC